This is a messenger RNA of Eremothecium cymbalariae DBVPG#7215, 2322 nucleotides long. RefSeq names its product cleavage polyadenylation factor subunit YSH1 (gene YSH1). Gene Ontology annotation, molecular function: RNA binding; 5'-3' exonuclease activity; RNA endonuclease activity. The coding region runs from base 1 to 2322 and encodes 773 amino acids. Lineage: Eukaryota; Fungi; Ascomycota; Saccharomycetes; Saccharomycetales; Saccharomycetaceae. The record is from RefSeq and is a predicted model, not a curated record. Gene Ontology annotation, cellular component: mRNA cleavage and polyadenylation specificity factor complex. The transcript has a single exon. Gene Ontology annotation, biological process: mRNA 3'-end processing by stem-loop binding and cleavage.
AUGAUUGAAGAUAAACCAGAUACGAACUCAUUCAGAUUUUUUGGCCUUGGUGGUAGCAAUGAGGUUGGUCGCUCCUGUCAUAUCCUUCAAUACAAGGGCAAAACGGUGAUGUUAGAUGCGGGUGUUCAUCCUGCACAUCAAGGUAUUGCUUCUUUGCCGUUUUAUGAUGAAUUUAAUCUUUCAAAAGUUGAUGUCCUAUUGAUUUCUCACUUUCAUUUAGAUCACGCUGCUUCUCUGCCUUACGUCAUGCAAAGGACCAAUUUUCAAGGUAGGGUGUUCAUGACCCACCCCACAAAGGCAAUCUAUCGUUGGUUGUUAAGCGAUUUUGUCAAGGUCACCAAUAUUGGGAAUGGUACAGCAGCUUCAUCCGGGGAUGAAAAUUUGUAUACUGAUGAAGAUUUAGCAGAAUCAUUUGACAAGAUUGAAACAGUGGAUUUUCAUUCUACGAUCGAUGUAAAUGGUAUCAAGUUUACAGCUUACCAUGCAGGUCAUGUACUUGGUGCAGCUAUGUUUCAGGUUGAGAUUGCUGGGCUAAGGAUACUUUUCACUGGCGACUAUUCAAGGGAAUUAGAUCGUCAUUUAAACAGUGCAGAAGUUCCUUCUUUGCCCUCGGAUAUUCUGAUCGUAGAAUCAACCUUCGGCACUGCUACACAUGAGCCACGAGUAAGCAAGGAGCGUAAAUUAACGCAGUUAAUUCAUACGACCGUAGCUAAAGGUGGUCGUGUUCUUCUUCCUGUGUUUGCAUUAGGAAGAGCACAGGAAAUCAUGUUGAUUUUAGAUGAGUACUGGUCUCAGCAUGCAGAAGAGUUAGGCACCGGCCAAGUACCCAUCUUUUAUGCCUCUAAUUUGGCAAGAAAGUGUAUGUCGGUUUUUCAGACAUAUGUAAAUAUGAUGAAUGAUAAAAUCAGGAAGAAAUUUCGGGACUCGCAGACAAAUCCAUUUAUCUUCAAAAAUAUUUCUUAUUUAAAGAAUUUGGAUGAAUUUCAGGAUUUCGGUCCUAGCGUUAUGUUAGCUUCCCCCGGAAUGUUGCAGAACGGCUUAUCUAGAGACUUGCUAGAAAAAUGGUGCCCUGACGAAAAGAACCUGGUCCUAAUAACUGGUUAUUCUGUGGAAGGUACUAUGGCUAAGUUUCUGAUAUUGGAACCAGAAUCAAUUCCGUCUAUAAACAAUCCCGAUGUAACCAUACCAAGGCGUUGCCAGGUGGAAGAGAUAUCGUUUGCCGCACAUGUAGAUUUUAGGGAAAAUUUGGAAUUUGUUGAAAAGAUUGGUGCGCCAUCAAUUAUUCUGGUACAUGGAGAAUCAAACCCCAUGGGCCGUUUAAAGUCAGCUCUACUUUCUAACUUCAGUCCAUUGAAGGGAACCGAGAAUGAGGUUCAUGUUUACAACCCUAGAAACUGUGUCGCCGUUGAUAUAGAAUUUAAGGGUGUCAAAAUUGCCAAGGCUGUCGGUAAUAUCGUGGAGGAAAUGGUCCCCACAAAUGAAGACGAAGACGAAGAGGCAGAAGAUAAAAAUAAUACAGGUGAAAAAGAUAAAAUCAGUGUGUCUGAAGCACCACAAGAAGAUGAGUUAGUAGGAAAAGAGGGAAACAUGCAGCAUGACUUAGAAGAGGAACGCGUUAUUUCUGGUAUAUUGGUGUCGGAUGAAAAGAACUUUGAUCUAAAUCUCGUUUCCCUAUCUGAUUUAAGAGAACAUCACACAGACCUAACAACUACCGUUUUGAAGGAACGACAGACAGUCCACGUGGACUGCAGAAACGAAUUAAUUUUCUGGCAUUUAUGCCAGAUGUUUGGUGAGAUAGAGGUCCUUGUAGAUAACGAGGGUGUCACUCUAGCUAAAACUGAUCCAGCACCAGAAGAUGUGAAACCAGGUGAAUUGGUGGUCAGAGUUAUGGGUGAUGUCAAAUUAUCCGUGGUAGAUCAUGUCGCCACACUGGAAUGGACACAGAAUAUUAUAAGUGACUCCGUCGCUGAUAGUAUUGUCGCCAUUCUACUGAGUGUUGACUCUUCUCCAGCAAGCGUAAAGAUGACUAGCCACAGUUGUAAUUCUCAUGAUCAUUCAGAAGACUCAGAAGUUGUUUGGAAGAUUAAACAAAUCGCCAAGUUAUUUACGGAACAGUUUGGCGACAGCUUCACUCUGCUCCUAGGCAAAGACAACGAAGUCCCUGAGCAUGAGGACAUCAAAGGUUCUGUAACUAUUGGUAAAAACUCCGCUACGGUCAACUUUUCAAAGAUGGCUGUCGAGGACUGUAAUUCAAAUCCAUUGAAGGGAAGGAUUGAAAGCAUUUUGGGUAUUGGAGCGGACUUAGUUGCUCCAUUGUGUUGA